This is a messenger RNA of Colletes gigas, 2584 nucleotides long. It is a transcript of the gene Regnase-1, whose product is annotated as ribonuclease ZC3H12A-like. Gene Ontology annotation, cellular component: cytoplasmic ribonucleoprotein granule; nucleus. NCBI's taxonomy places the organism in Eukaryota, Metazoa, Arthropoda, Insecta, Hymenoptera, Colletidae. The transcript has 9 exons. Bases 444 to 2378 code for a protein of 644 amino acids. The record is from RefSeq and is a predicted model, not a curated record. Gene Ontology annotation, molecular function: RNA endonuclease activity; metal ion binding; mRNA binding.
AGACCGUAUUAUAUGGCAGUGGGGGUAAUGACGUCGCAGCUCUCGCUCGCUCCAUUCACUGACCGGCCGUCGUCGCGAGUAGUCGCGAGUCUGUCCUGCUUUCUUCUGAACAUCGAUACCGUUCCAGGAUCUAACGGAAUAUCCCGGAAGUGUGGUUUAGACUUGACUGCCUCUUUGUGUGUAAACUUUUUUGUAUGAGUUGCUACGAAUUCCUGGUACUCCUACUGAGAAUAUCAAUAUUAAUCGGUGGUUUUUAAUCGAAGCCUAGAAUGUAUUUGUGAAAGCUACUUACUCUUGGUCUAUCUUUCUUCUUCUCGCGUAUUUAUGUUGUGUGUGUGCGCGCAUAUGCGUGUAUGAUUUGUGUACAUAGUAGUGUUUGUACGGAUUCGAGAAGGUCUUUGGACGCGAAAGGAUACGAUCGAUUGUGAUUCGUGGAACGAGAUAUGACCGUCGCCGGAAAGAGAUACGUGGACUGUACUGUUUUGGAAACCGGAAGCAUUGCUGACGCAGAGGAUUCAUCUUAUGACAGCGAUUACGAAGUCGAGGAUUUGAUCGCAUCCACGAACGUUCAUUCGCCAGUGGAACUGCAGGUGUCUGCUUCAAACCAUUCAGAUGUAUCCAGAACUAUCUCAGACACCUUAGCCGCAGAAUUUGCAGAAUAUGUCACAGUCCAAGGAAGUCCACCUAUUCAGAGUCCAGGCUACACAGCUAGAGUAGAAUUUGCUCUCAAACUUGGUUAUACCGAACGAUUAGUUCAAACAGCAUUGCAAAAGUUGGGUCCAGAUCCAGAGCAAAACGAGCUUUUAGCUGAAUUGAUAAAACUCGGUGCUAGUAGUUCUCAAAAAUCAGUUGACACUCCAGAGGAGUCUGAUAAUGUUCUAGAUACUGAUAUAGUGACAGAUUUAAGCGGAUGCUCCACUAGUCUCAGGCCCGUCGUUAUCGAUGGAAGCAAUGUGGCGAUGAGCCAUGGAAAUAAAGAAGUAUUUUCUUGUAGAGGAAUAAAAAUUUGUGUGGAUUGGUUUAAAGCAAGAGGGCAUGGAGAAAUUACUGUAUUUGUACCAAAAUGGAGAAAAGAGGCUUCUAAAAUUGAUAAUCCAAUUGCUGACCAGGAUAUUCUAGGAGAAUUAGAAAAGGACCGGUUAUUGGUCUUCACACCAUCUAGAUUAGUUGGUGGUAAAAGAUUAGUUUGUUAUGAUGAUCGUUAUAUUCUAAAAUUAGCAGCAGAGAUUGAUGGUAUUGUUGUCAGCAAUGAUAAUUACAGAGAUUUGGCCCAAGAGAAUCCAGAAUUUCGAAAAGUCAUAGAAGAAAGGAUUUUGAUGUAUACUUUCGUAAAUGAUCGUUUUAUGCCACCAGACGAUCCAUUAGGCAGAAGCGGACCUACUUUGGAGAAUUUUUUACGGAUUAUUCCAAAAAAAACCGAUCCAGCCCCACCUUGUCCAUAUGCAAAAAAAUGUACUUAUGGGAAUAAAUGUAAAUUUCGACAUCCAGAAAGAGGUCCUCAUCCUCAAAAAUCGGUUACAGAGAAACUAGUAGAACAUGUACAAAAGCAUCUUCAAAUUAGAGGUCCAAAUUCAAACCCUGUUGUACCAAGUAGUGUACCUUCCAAAAUACCUCAGCAUCAACCAUUGUGUAAAACUAGAUCAACCGUAACCACUAGUGCUCAAUCGUUGCUUUCGGUUGUUAAAAGUAGAUCUGUAGAAAAUGUUACAAUUGAGCAACCAAUAAACUCUGGUACACAUGGAUCUCAAGUAACCUCAACCACAAAUACUCAGGGUCACCGCUCUUCCAUGUGGACAACAGGAAGGUUAAAUAAACCAGAUGCAGAAUUACCAAAUCCACAUAGAAAACUUCAGAGGCAGUUAACAUUGAAUCCAGUAUGUGAUCCUCGACUUUGUCAAUUACGACAGUAUCAGCAAGCAUCACAAACGGGUUCAGUAUCAAAACCGUCUGCAGUCACAACUUCUAGAGUGCAACACAGGCCUUUAACUAGACAUUCCAGUAACGAAUCACCUUACAGAGCUGCCAUGAAUUGGGAUCAUUCUGAAGCACGACAAUGUCACCAGCAUGUAACUCGUAUUGCUUCGGCGCCAGAUUCGUAUCAAGCUUGGCCACUAAACAAUUCGAACAUGGGUACAUCAUCAGGAUCAAAUCAACGAUUGGGUGCCUCAGAUCCACAAUUAAAUCCUGUCGCAUCUUCGUUAUACUCAAAUAUGCCUUCAGAUGCACUGAAAGAAUUUCUGGACACUAGAACAAAGAUACAUUAUCAUUUGGCAAAUAUUUUUCCUGAAGAACAUGUGAGGGCUGCUAUGUUAAUUCAUCCAUUUGAAACAGAUCCAAUAGAGAUCUGCAUUGCUAUUCUAAAGAUGUAUCCUCAAUAAUGGAGUAAUGGAAUACAGUAGUAACAAGAGAAAGUAAGUGAGAAGAAAGAUCAUGAUCAGCGUGAAGAGUUAACGUUAACUGCAUUGUAAAGGGCGAGAUUCAAUGAUGAAAAAAAUGCGCUGUUAUUAAUCCCUUCCCUACAAAACGGCCACUUUUGUGGACGUCAAUCGAGACUGCCACUGUGUACGAACAGCCACUAUAGUAC